UCAUGAAAUCCUGAGUCCCGACGCCCUACCCUCUCCUAUCUCCCUAUAGCUCUCCACAAGCUGCAACUCUCCACAAAGCUCGACGACUGUCUCUGCUCUCUCGCGAAGCUCCGACGACCUUCUCUGCUCUCUUGCGAAGGUCGAUGUUCUCUGCUCUCUCUCUCUCUCUGUCUCUCGUCAAGCAAUGGAGAGUUGCAGCAACAAGUAUGAUCGUCAAGCUCAGGAUUGCAUUGGUGCUAUUGAUCACACUCAUAUUAGCACCAUAGUACCCAGAUCAGAGCAAACCCGAUACAGAAAUCGAAAGGCAUUAAUCACACAAAAUGUUAUGUGUGCCGUUCGACAUGCGUUUCACAUUUGUGUACGCGGGCUGGGAAGGUAGUGCACAUGAUGCUCGGGUUUUUGAAGAGGUGAGAUCAAAUGUUAUCUUAGGUUUUCCUCAUCCUCCUCCAGGUUACGCAAGUCAACUUGGGUAUUUGACACCCUUUCGAGGAGAAAUGUAUCACCUACCAGAUUUUAGUGGGGAGAGAAGGGGUGCAAGAACGCCGAAGGAGUUGUUCAACCACAGACAUUCCUCCUUACUGAAUGUUAUUGAAAGAACCUUUGGUGUAUUGAAAAAUAAAUUCCAAAUCUUACAAAAAAUGAAGGGUUACCGUAUCGAGGACCAAGUCAGCAUCGUAGUUGCAUGUUGUGGGCUUCACAACUACAUCAAAAAACAAGGUAUUAAAGAUGAUCUUUUUGAUGAAUAUGGCUGUGAACAGAAUGUAAUUGAUCAACUAAAUCCUCCUAAUCAUCAAGACUUCAUUGCUCCAACUACAAGCACAAGUCAGAGAGGAGCAAGACAGAUGUCAAUGUUGAGGAUAAAUAUAGCAAAUCAAAUGGCUAUAUCGAAGGGAAUGCCUAUGAUUCCAAUUGAUGGACCUUGAUGUUUUGAUUUUAAUGACUUUAUGUCAGUUACUACCAUUAAUGAUUUUAUGUUAGUUGUUAGAGUAUAUGUUACGUAAUAGAAAACUCUAUGUUCUAUUUACUUAUGUGACAUUUAAAAAGAUAUUCCCUAUUGAAUCUCUA
Macadamia integrifolia is the source of this 1065-nucleotide messenger RNA. RefSeq lists its product as uncharacterized. The record is from RefSeq and is a predicted model, not a curated record. The transcript has 3 exons. Lineage: Eukaryota; Viridiplantae; Streptophyta; Magnoliopsida; Proteales; Proteaceae. Bases 321 to 923 code for a protein of 200 amino acids.